AUGUUAUCGGAAAAAGGCAAGACGCAGCCCGAGGUCACAGAUCUGGCACAUAUCACGGAAGAUGAAGAGUCAUCUGAAAUACACUCUACCUUUGCUGUAAAAAGUAAAGUGUACAGCUGUCUCCAAGUUCUCGGUGCUUUCUUUAUAUUCUUCAAUGUCUGGGGUCUCAACCUCGCAUUUGGGACAUUCCAAAGCUACUAUGCACUCACCUAUAUCCCAUCAUCGACAUCAUCUGACAUCGCCUGGAUUGGAACGAUUCAAUCCUGGCUCCUAAUCGUCGGCGGUCUACUAUCCGGCCCACUUUUCGACCUUGGCUACAACCAGAGCAUGAUUCUCGUCGGCAGUACCCUAGGUGUAGUCGGCAUAAUGAUGCUUAGUCUUGCACAUGACUACUACGCCAUAUUCCUAAGCCAGGGGGUCUGCAUGGGCCUCGGAUUCGGACUGCUUUAUGUCCCUGCUAUUGCAUUGGUCAGCCGUUCUUUCACAACAAGAAGGGCUGUUGCGCUAGGUAUUUCGAGUAGCGGUGCGCCUGUCGGGGGCAUUAUCUAUACGACGAUGUUCAACCAGCUUAUAUCAAAGGUUGGGUUCGCCUGGACCGUCCGCCUUGUGGCGUUCUUGAUGCUGGCGCUGUUCAUCGCGGCUGCUAUUAUGCUUUUGUGGCCGGAGAGACAUGCAGUGAAGGUUAAAAAUACCCAGCGCAGGAGCUUGAUUGAUUUGCGCGCUUUGAAGGAUUUGCCUUUUUGGAGCUUUGCUAUCGGGAACUUUUUUCUUUACCUUGGUUAUAUCACGCCUUUCUAUUACAUUCCGACUUACGCGGAGACAAAACUAGGUACAUCGCGCUCAAUGGCCUCUAAUAUCUUGAUGAUUUCCCAGGCUUCUUCGGUUAUUGGCCGUGUUGUCUUGACUUUGUUCGCUCAUUACUAUGGGUCGAUGAUUGCUUGGAUCAUUUGCGGUAUACUCUCAGGCGUUCUGUGUAUUUGUUGGAUCAGUGCAGACAGUCUUGCCCGGUUUAUUCUUUUUGCUGCCUUCUAUGGUAAGUGA
This is a messenger RNA of Penicillium psychrosexuale, 1041 nucleotides long. RefSeq lists its product as uncharacterized. The coding region runs from base 1 to 1041 and encodes 346 amino acids. Gene Ontology annotation, biological process: transmembrane transport. The transcript has 2 exons. Gene Ontology annotation, cellular component: fungal-type vacuole membrane. NCBI's taxonomy places the organism in Eukaryota, Fungi, Ascomycota, Eurotiomycetes, Eurotiales, Aspergillaceae. Gene Ontology annotation, molecular function: transmembrane transporter activity. The record is from RefSeq and is a predicted model, not a curated record.